Heterotrigona itama is the source of this 369-nucleotide messenger RNA. NCBI's taxonomy places the organism in Eukaryota, Metazoa, Arthropoda, Insecta, Hymenoptera, Apidae. The record is from the annotation of a GenBank genome assembly.
AUGCAAAAAGUUAUAUUCUGUUUCAGAUGUAUCAUUGGCAGAGUCAAAAUGUUAAAGUUUCUGGAGUGGAUGAUAUGAUUUUGCUCCCGAAAAUUACCGAGGAUGCUAUUACUGACAAUCUUCGGAAAAGAUACAUGGACGACUACAUAUUUGAAAUUUAAAUGUUAAAAGUUCAGAAGCAUGUAAAGGACUAAUAAACCAGGGGAUCAAGAAAAAAAGUCCUUUAAAGAUAUAUUCGUUUUUAUUUCGUUUUGGAGGUAAUCUCGCAAAAUCUUAUUUUUUCACUUAUUUAUUUAUAUUAUUAUGUAUUUAUUAUUGUAAUGUUAAGUUUGCAACAAACAUUUACACGAACAUUUUAUCGAACAUUGA